Messenger RNA from Lucilia cuprina (Australian sheep blowfly), 2031 nucleotides. It is a transcript of the gene gb, whose product is annotated as Y+L amino acid transporter 2. Bases 529 to 2016 code for a protein of 495 amino acids. Gene Ontology annotation, molecular function: L-amino acid transmembrane transporter activity. Gene Ontology annotation, biological process: amino acid transmembrane transport. Lineage: Eukaryota; Metazoa; Arthropoda; Insecta; Diptera; Calliphoridae. The transcript is spliced from 6 exons. Gene Ontology annotation, cellular component: membrane. The record is from RefSeq and is a predicted model, not a curated record.
UAAUAAUUUUAAAAAAGAUCGACAUCUAAAAACAAAAACAUUUUUAUUAACGGUUUGAAUUGGUUCGAUUCCGACCUUAGGCACUGGUAAACGGAAGUACAGCAGACCCGAUAGAGGUCUCUUUUGAAACUAGCUUACUUUAUAGAAAUUAAAAAAUUUCUUUCGGUUUUGAAAGGUUUUAUGUUAUUUGUCUGAUUCUCUUUAAUUUUAUGGAUAUUUUUUAAAUUUAUAAGUAUUUUCAUAUUAAGCAUUAAAGGGUUAUUAAUAUCGUAGUCAAUAGUCAGUCGAUUUUUAGCCGUCGUUGAAAAUUUUAGUGUCAACCUUUGCCGCCGUUAAUGUUUGUCGGCCCAAAUCUUUUAUAGUGAUAGCACGCGUGUUUACAUAUUCUUAUCACAAACUGCAAAGUAGUAAAAAAAUAUAACAAAAGUAAUAAUUAAAAAUAUAAACAAUAUAAAUAAAAGCACCAAACAAAUUAAAUUAGAAUUUAAAACGUGGAGCAGGCCGAACGUAUUUAUCUGAGAGCGGAAAAUGCCCAUCACACAAGAUUUACAGUCACCGACUAGUGAAAUGGUGUUACUAACACCUAACACUGAAAAUCCACCAAAUAUAAUUGCGACAACUGCAAAUGAUCACAAUAAACGCGGUGGCUCCGAGGAGUCCAACAACAGUCGAGUACAAAUGAAAAAACAAUUGGGUCUGCUUGAGGGUGUCGCCAUUAUUUUGGGCAUUAUAUUCGGUUCCGGUAUUUUUAUAUCUCCCAAAGGUGUUAUCAAUGAGGUGGAAGCUGUUGGCACUUCUCUUAUAAUAUGGGUGCUUUGUGGCCUACUGUCCAUGAUUGGUGCUCUGUGCUAUGCUGAAUUGGGCACUUCGAUACCCAAGUCGGGUGGUGAUUAUGCAUAUAUCUUGGAAGCUUAUGGUUCAUUGCCUGCAUUUCUUUAUCUUUGGGAUGCUAUGAUGAUUUUUGUACCUACAACAAAUGCCAUUAUGGGCUUAACCUUUGCCUCAUACGUUCUACAGCCCUUCUACGAGGGAAGCUGUGAAAUACCCACAGCGGCUAAACAAAUGUUAGCAGCCAUAACAAUAUGCUUCCUAACGUACUUAAAUUCGUUCUACAUGAAAGUCACCACAAAAAUGCAAAAUAUUAUAAUGUUCACCAAAAUAGCCGCCUUAGUUAUGAUUAUAGUUAUCGGUUUAGUAUGGAUGUUUUUGGGACAUUAUGAAAAUUUCACUGAUGCCUUUGCAAAUACACAGACUGAUCCUGGCAAAUUAUCGGUGGCCUUUUAUUCAGGCAUUUUCUCAUAUGCCGGUUGGAAUUAUUUGAAUUUUAUGACUGAAGAACUUAGAGAUCCCUAUCGCAAUUUACCACGUGCUAUUUACAUAUCAUUGCCUUUAGUGACGAUUAUUUAUGUUUUGGCAAAUAUGGCCUAUUUGGCUGUUUUAAGUGCCGCCGAAAUGCAAGCUUCUGAUGCUAUAGCUGUAACAUUUGGCAAUAAAAUUCUGGGCGCCUGGUCUCUUAUCAUACCGAUUAUGGUUGCUAUAUCAGCUUUUGGCGGUCUUUCUGUGCAUAUUAUGACUUCAUCUCGUAUGUGUUUUGUGGGUGCCCGUAAUGGUCAUAUGCCCGCCAUAUUGUCUCAUAUUAGUGUUAAACACUUUACACCCCUGCCCUCUUUAGUAUUUUUGUGUGCUCUAUCAAUUAUUAUGUUGGUUUGUAGUGAUGUCUAUGUACUCAUCACCUACAGCAGUAUAGUGGAAUCAUUUUUCAUUAUGUUGUCAGUUUCGGCUGUAUUAUAUUUCCGUUAUACCCGACCCAAUAUGGAGAGACCCAUUAAGGUUUCUAUGUGGAUACCAAUAGCUUUUGUUAUUAUUUGUGCCUUUUUGGUGGUAGUGCCGAUCUAUGUAGCACCCUAUGAAGUAGGUAUGGGUGUUUUAAUCACCGUUAUUGGUAUACCCUUUUAUUAUGUGGGUGUUGUGUGGAAAUCUAAACCUCAAUGGCUGUUGAACUUAAUAAGUAAGUAGAAUGGAGAAAUUUAA